AUGGGUAAGUCGCUGGGCCUGAGUGAGGGCGAUGGAGCUUGGUGCCCUGCAGGACCCGUCUACCCCAAUGACGCAGAGUACCUGGAGAUAGACCUGCGCCAGCUGCAUUUCCUAACCUUGGUGGGGACGCAGGGACGCCACGCAGGUGGCCAUGGCAAGGAAUUUGCUCGCUCUUAUCGGCUCCAUUACAAGCGGGACGGCCAUCACUGGAUGUCUUGGCGUGACCGGUGGGGCAAUGAGGUGAUUUCAGGCAAUGAAAACACCAAUGAGGUGGUGUUGAAGGAUCUGGGACCUCCUAUCAUUGCCCGGUACAUCCGUUUCUACCCCCGUUCAGACCGUGUCAUGAGUGUCUGCUUGCGAGUGGAACUCUAUGGCUGUGUCUGGAAAGAUGGCCUUCAAUCCUAUACAGCCCCUUUAGGUCAGGUGAUGCCUUUGGCCGCAGAACUGGUCUACCUUAACGACUCCACGUACGACGGGUCCAGUGUCAGCAAGUUACAUUUUGGGGGUCUUGGCCAGUUGACGGAUGGAGUGGUGGGGCUGGAUGACUUCACCCAAACCAAAGAGUUCCGGGUUUGGCCUGGAUACGAUUAUGUGGGCUGGAGCAAAAUAUCUUUUCCUGACGGUUUCAUCAAGAUGGAGUUUGAGUUUGACCGACUCAGAUCCUUCACAUAUAUGAAGGUUCACUGCAGCAAUAUGCACACACGUGGCGUGGGGAUCUUCGAGCAGGUGGACUGCCUCUUCAAGCACAGCCUCGCCACAGCUUGGGAGCCUGUCCCUGUCUCCCGACAGCUUUCGGUGGAUGUCAGGGACCCCAGUGCCCGCUCUGUCACCAUACCACUGGAUGGACGAAUCGGCUUGUUUGUCCAGUGCCACUUUUACUUUGCCGCCGAGUGGAUGCUCUUCAGUGAAAUUGCCUUUCUCUCAAGUGAGUUGGGUCUGGGACCUGGGUGAUUGCUUGAGGCCAAGGACUUGAAAGUAGAAGGUAGAUGAAACCUUCAAAGAUCUGACAUCAUUGUUGUUACUCAUUAGUGUCAGUCA
Notechis scutatus (mainland tiger snake) is the source of this 1038-nucleotide messenger RNA. The record is from RefSeq and is a predicted model, not a curated record. NCBI's taxonomy places the organism in Eukaryota, Metazoa, Chordata, Lepidosauria, Squamata, Elapidae.